Xylaria bambusicola is the source of this 2850-nucleotide messenger RNA. RefSeq lists its product as uncharacterized. Gene Ontology annotation, molecular function: CoA-ligase activity. The transcript is spliced from 8 exons. Bases 673 to 2379 code for a protein of 568 amino acids. NCBI's taxonomy places the organism in Eukaryota, Fungi, Ascomycota, Sordariomycetes, Xylariales, Xylariaceae. The record is from RefSeq and is a predicted model, not a curated record. Gene Ontology annotation, biological process: secondary metabolic process.
UUGCCUUGGAGUGUUUCGGCGGAAGCACAUAGCCAGCUCUGGGUUAUCACGUCUUCUGAAAUGCCAGAUAUGAGCGGCAAUAUAGUAAUUCUCAGGGAUAAGAAAUGUCACUGAACACACCGUUCAAUCUAAUCACUCUUAAUCAUAUACUUAGAGGUAGGUAAGUCUAAAUACGAGUAUACUUAACAUUCUGUUGGUUUAACGGGUGCAUCAGUAGGUGACGCAACAACGGGUUAUUUUUCGCCGAACAUUGUCUAUAUACUUGCUGAAGACUAGAAGAUUAUCAGACUAGUCUGCAGAGUACUAUGCUUGGAAUAUGGGCUCUGGAGAAGCUUAGGUGCCUCGGCUGAUGUUUAGUAACCUGGGGAAAAAACCUGGGGAAGUUGGAGAUGAUUGCCAAGUUGGGAUUAGCCUAGGCACAAGUGAAUGUGGGGGACUUACGAAGGUGGCUGGCGGGCUGGCUCGUCAGCAUUGUCCGUUUACACGACGUUCCUUGUGCUAUGUCAAGCUAUGAAACUCAGUUAUCUUUGGUUCGAGGAAAUUGAAAUACAGAAACAACAAGUUGCAUAUCUAAUUGAUGUUCCCAUACAUCUGUUAGUGCAGGAGUGAUCGAAACCCCGUUCACCCCUCAAAAUCAGUCAGCUUAAACUUCGAAAAACUCGAAAACAAAUUAUGGCGUCGACCAUCGAGCGCAAAUCUAAUGGGGAAGUAAUCUACGGGCCGGAUAAGGUCUUCGAAGUCCCCAAUGUCGAUUUAAUGACAUUGCUGUUCGAAUCUGAAGAAAGUCGCGUGCCACCUGACACUGUCAUCCAUGCCGAUGCUGCAGAGCCUUCUAACAAUCUCACUAAGGCGAGACUCCUGCAGUUGUCCAAGAAGGCUGCACAUGUGUUUAGGUAUCAAUAUGGGAUUGGAGCUAACGGCCCAGACAAGGAUGUCGUCUUCAACAUUUCCACGGGUAACUUCAUGAUCCCGGUCAUGUUCUACGCAGCUAUCACAGCCGGUGGCAUCUUCUCAUCUACUAGCCCUGCCGCGACACCAGACGAGUUUGCAUACCAAUUGCAGCAGACAGAAGCCAAGGUGAUUGUGUGCACGGCGGAUCUGAAAGAGACCGCGCUCGCCGCGGCGCAGAAAGUCGGGCUCGCACCGCGGAAUAUCCUCGUCUAUGGCGGGACCAAGGAUUUGGAAUUCUGGGAGGCGGGAUCGGGCGCAAAGGUGCCGAUAUCUAACCAGGAGCUUGACUGGCGGCGCAUCACAGAUCCCGUGGAGCUUGAAAACAGUGUCAUAUGCUUGCUGUUCUCGAGCGGAACGACGGGGCUGCCGAAGGCUAUGCGUAUCUCGCACCGAAAUAGUGUUGCUGCUUGCACGCUCAAUGCUGAGCCUGGGAGGCAGUAUGUCGAAAAGACGAAACCGCCAGGAUACAAGUGUGCGUCUAAUAUUAAUCUAGCCCACCUCCCCGCCGCCCACAUUGCAGGCGUCCAAAGCUACCUCGUGAACAACUGCUAUCUUGGCGGGACCUGCUACUGGAUGCAGCGGUUCGACUUCCCCAAGUUUUGCGAAUAUGCGAAGAAAUAUAAGGCCACAACCAUGUUCACCGUUCCGCCGAUUUUCCUAUUGAUUGCCAAGUCACCUUUGGUAAAGGACCAUUUUGACACCUGGGACGACGCCUUAUCUGGCGCGGCACCGAUGGGACAGGAUCUCCAGAUAGAAGUUGGCCGGAAGCUUGGUAACGGCACCACGUUGGUGCGGCAGUGCUGGGGCCUUAGUGAGACGACGGGUGCUAUUACCGCCACACCAAGGGAGCUAGCCCACGUUGCACCAGCGGGAUCAGUCGGACCCCUCAUACCGAACUGCUACGCACGCAUCGUCGACGACAACGAGAGAGACGUCGAGCCCGGUGCGUCAGGGGAGAUUUGGGUGCGCGGCCCAGUAGUCACGAAGGGAUAUUGGAGGAACGAGAAGGCGAACAGGGAUUCGUUCACAGACGGCUGGUUCCGCACGGGCGAUAUAGGCGUAUUUAGAGACGGGUAUUUCUUCAUCGUUGAUCGGAAGAAGGAGCUCAUAAAGUAUAAAGGAAACCAGGUCGCGCCUGCUGAGCUCGAGGCUGUGCUGCUGUCGCAUCCGAAGAUCCUCGAUGCGGCGGUUAUCGGUGUCCCUGGUGAGGGGACGGAGGUUCCUCGGGCCUACAUAGUCGCGAAUCGAAAAGAAAUCAGCGGGCGUGAGAUCAUCGAGUGGUUCAGCAAGCAGGGGCUGUCGAGGUAUAAGAGUCUAAGAGGCGGUGUAGUUUUUAUUGAUGCGAUCCCGAAGAGCCCUUCUGGAAAGAUCUUGAGAAAGAAUCUCAAAGAUCUGGCACAGAGGGAGACGCCGACAGCUAAGAUCUAAUCUAGUAGUGGUAUUGCCCGGAGGGUCGCGGUUUGUGUCGUCGAGCUGGUAUAUUUUACAACAGGAUCGCGCCAAUACACCGUUCACGUAUACUAAAAGAGAUCAUUCAUAGGUUUGCUUGUGGUUCUUUAGGGAAUCGGUAACAGCAUGCUUUCAGCUUGACAAGUAAGUAGUCUUUCGGGCAAGACAAAAAGGUCGUGACCUAGAUUAUUCACAAGCACACAAUAAGUAGCACAUAGAGUUGGGAAAGUAUCAGAGAGUCUAUAUUCUCGAGUAUCUAACUGCAGUGAUCCCAGCUUACUCGUCAACAGCUAGCCAACUCAUACAUUUAUGAGCACGCGAUGGUGUGUGUAGGUUCCGAAGGACAGCUGUAGAUUUCGGGAGAUACGUCGCAGGUAGCCCUACGACGUCCAAAGGAUACGUAGCCAUCAUUGCUGAGGCGGGCUAAAGUAGGUCUGGAAUAUAUACCGA